Molecule: messenger RNA, 984 nt
Organism: Betta splendens (Siamese fighting fish)
Lineage: Eukaryota; Metazoa; Chordata; Actinopteri; Anabantiformes; Osphronemidae
Product: trace amine-associated receptor 7h-like
Exons: 2
Coding region: 1-984 (327 amino acids)
Biological process (GO): G protein-coupled receptor signaling pathway
Cellular component (GO): membrane
Molecular function (GO): trace-amine receptor activity
Source: RefSeq, a predicted model, not a curated record
AUGGAGACCCUGGAGGAGCCUGAACUCUGCUUUCCACAUCUCCUCAACGCCUCCUGCAGAAAAUACGCUCGUCCUCACACUGAGGCAAUGCUUAUUUAUGUUCUACUGUCCUGCAUCUCUCUGCUCACUGCGAGUCUCAACCUGCUGGUCAUCGUCUCCAUCUCCCACUUCAGGCAGCUCCACACUUCCACCAACCUCCUCCUCCUCUCUCUGGCUGUCUCUGAUUUCAUUGUUGGUCUCAUCGUGAUGCCCUUUCAGAUUUACCUGAAAGAGCCCUGCUGGCAUCUGGGCGACCUGGUGUGUGUUCUGUUUUAUGUCUUAUCCUUUACUACAGUCUGUGCCUCAACAGUUAACAUGGUUCUGAUCUCAGUUGACCGUUUUGUGGCCAUCUGUGACCCUCUGCGUUACUCCACCAAAGUCACUCAGUGGAGAGUUAAGCUCUGUGUCGUCCUGUGUUGGAUUUACUCUGUCUUGUACAGUUUUCUGUUUUUAUACAACGACCUGAAGAAACCAGGCAGCUCUAACUCCUGCUAUGGAGAAUGUGUGAUUAACAUAAACGGAGCUCUUGACCUUAUUCUAGGCUUCAUCAUCCCCAUCUCAUCCAUCAUCAUCCUGUAUAUGAGGGUGUUUGUGGUGGCUGUGUCUCAGGCUCGUUCCAUGCGCUCCCACGUUGCAGCUGUUAAAGUGCAGCGUUCACUGACUGUGACUGUUCAGAGGUCAGAGCUGAAAGCAGCCAGGACUCUGGGUGUGGUUAUUGUCGUGUUCCUCAUGUGUUACUGUCCUCCUUACUGUGUGUGUUUGUCUGGAUACGACAUCACACUUGGUACUUCAACUAAUGACUUUUUAGUUUUUCUACUCCUGUCAAACUCAUGUCUGAACCCUUUGAUUUAUGCCUUUCUCUACCCCUGGUUCAGAAAAUCUGUUAAAUUUAUAGUUACCUUACAGAUACUGCAGCCUAAGUCCAAAGAGGCUGUUGUUCUGUAG